AUGUAUUCUCAUCAACCUGCUGCGCCGGGUCAGCCAGCGACGCGAGAAGCAGCUCUCAACGGCCCCCUUGAUCGCAGGAUGGGAACCACCGACAAGUCACUAACCUGCACCACGUGCCACGAGCCGCUGCAGACUUGCGCAGGUCACUUCGGCUACCUGAAGCUCACCCUCCCUGUGUUCCAUCAGGGAUACUUCAAAGCUAUCAUCACCAUCCUGUCGUGUAUCUGCAAGUCUUGUUCGCGGGUGCUCCUCGACCCGGACAACUACAGCUCAGCGCUGUCCUUCAUGAGGAGGGUACAAGAUGAUCACUUGCGGAGAGCGGCGAAGCUCCGAGCGAUCACGGAAGAAUGCAAGAAGAUCAGCGUCUGCCCGCGCUGUGGGGCCUGCAACGGUCCGAUCAAGAAGAUUCCUGCCGGAGGCAGCCGAUACCUGAUGCUGAUCCACGACAAAUUUGCUAAGCAUGAGGAACAGAAGCUAGAAUUCCAUUCCAUGUUGGCGGCCGAGGACAAAUCCUUCUCCUUGACGAAGCGAAGCCAAGACAUGAAGCAAGCCAUUGGCAAGGCAGCGCAAGAUCUCGAUCCCCUGACAGUCCUUGACAUGUUUCAGCGUAUCCCUGAUGAGGACGUCGAGCACAGCCGCCCAGAGGAGCUCAUCAUCACGCACCUUCCUGUGCCCCCCUGCUGCAUCCGCCCGAGCGUGGCGAUGGGAGUAGGAGCGGGGAGCAACGAGGAUGACUUGACCGUCAUUCUAUCCGAGAUCGUCAAGGCAAGUGAGAGUAUUCAAGAUACCAUGGACAAGGGCGGGUCCAUCGCAAAUAUCAUGGACUGCUGGGGCUUCCUGCAGCUGAAGAUCGCACAUUAUUUCAACAGCGAGCUCCCUGGUGUACAGCAACAGCUCACGAUGAAGUCUUCUGGAAAGAGGAAGAUCAUGCGCGGGUUUGCUCAGAGGCUCAAAGGCAAACAAGGCCGGUUUCGCGGCAACCUCUCAGGGAAGCGAGUGGAUCACUCAGGACGAACAGUUAUCUCUCCUGACCCCAACUUGCACGUCCGCCAAGUUGCCGUCCCAGUGCACAUGGCAAAGAUCCUGACGUACCCCGAGCGAGUGACGAGCCACAACCUAGUUCGGCUCAAGAAGGCCAUAGACAACGGGCCGGACAUCUGGCCCGGGGCUACGCACAUUCUCUUGCAAGGGAACAGCAAUGACCGCAAGGACUUGAGGUAUUAUCCCAAGAAGAUCGCGAAGAACGAGCUGCGGAUUGGCGACAUCGUUGAACGACACCUCAUAGACGACGAUGUCGUCCUUUUCAACCGCCAGCCGUCCUUGCAUCGUAUCAGCAUCAUGGCACACAGAGCCAAAGUGCUCAAGUGGAGAACUCUACGAUUCAACGAGUGUGUUUGCAACCCCUACAACGCAGACUUCGAUGGAGACGAGAUGAACUUGCACGUCCCGCAGACGGAGGAGGCUCGUGCUGAGGCGAUCGAGUUGAUGGGAGUGGUCAACAACCUCUGCACGCCCAAGGACGGCUCGAUCAUGAUCGCAGCUACUCAAGACUUCUUGACGGGCUCAUACCUCAUCUCCAGGAAGAACACCUUCUUUCACGAGGCUCAGAUGUGGUACUACUGCUCCUUCACCUGUGACGCCAAAGAAGACUUCGAGCUGGAGCCCCCGGCCAUCAUCAAACCGAUGAGGCUGUGGACGGGCAAGCAGCUGCUCAGCAUGCUCCUCAAGCCCCGCAAGAACACCCGGUCCCUGGAGACAGACGUGGAGGUGCUGGUGAACACUGAGCUGGGAGAGUCUCAGUACGAGAAGAAGUCGGACAACGACAUCGACAAGGGGCGGUACAUGUGCCCUCAUGACAACUACGUCUGCUUCCGUAACAGCGAGCUCAUGUGCGGUAACCUCGGCAAGUCGACACUCGGUGCGGGGAACAAGAACAGUCUGUUCUACACCCUCCUGCGGGACUGCGACGCUGAGACGGCAGCUGAUCGCAUGACGAAGCUGGCGAAGCUCUGCUCGCGCUGGAUGGGACUGCACGGCUUCACGUUCGGGAUCGAGGACGUCAUGCCGACUGAGCCGAUCAAGAAGGCGAAGGCGGAGGCGAUGCAGAAGGUGAAGGAUAAGUGCGACAAGCUCAUCGCCGACUACAGGGCUGGCAAGCUCCAGCGAGUGCCAGGAUGUGACCUGGAGCUCUCGCUGGAGCAGAUGGUGGGGAAGGAGCUGGACGACGUCAGGAACCUUGUGGCGUCGGCGGCGAAGAAGGAGCUACACUAUGACAACAAGGUGCUGGUGAUGGCCCUGUGCAAGUCCAAGGGCUCCAACGACAACAUCUCACAGAUGAUCGGGUGCCUCGGGCAGCAGAAGCUCGGAGGCUCGAGAAUUCCCAACGGCUUCAUAGGGAGGACGCUGCCGCACUUUGAGAUGUACGCCAAGGAGCCUGCAGCCAAGGGUUUCGUUGAGAACUCCUUCUUCACCGGGCUGAACCCCACAGAGUUCUUCAUGCACACCAUGACGGGGAGAGAGGGUCUGGUGGACACGGCGGUGAAGACAGCAGAGUGCGGGUACAUGGCCCGAAGGCUCAUGAAGUCGCUGGAGGACCUUUCCAUCCACUAUGACAGCACCGUAAGGAACUCGCACGGGUGCAUCGUGCAGUUCAGGUACGGAGACGACGGGCUUGACCCGAUGCUGAUGGAGGACGACGACGGGAAGCCGAUCAACAUGAAGAGGAUGAUCCAGCGAUCCUGCGCGCUGCUCGGCUGCUACGGGGACGAGGAGCGAUCGCCCGCCAACUUCACUCUGAUGACGGAGGAGCAGCUCAAGCACUUCCUCGACGAGAUCAUUUGCCGCUACCGCCGAGCCGUGGCGGAGCCUGGCAGCGCUGUGGGGGCGCUGGGGGCCCAGAGCAUUGGGGAGCCCGGAACGCAGAUGACGCUCAAGACGUUUCACUUUGCCGGGAUCGCGUCUAUGAACGUGACGUUAGGAGUUCCGAGGAUCAAGGAGAUCAUAAACGCGUCCAAGAUCAUCUCGACCCCCGUGGUUGAGGUGCCACUGCAGCUCGACCGGGACGAGAUCAACGCACGGAUCAUCAAGGGGAGGAUCGAAAGGACGACACUCGGGCAGGUGGCCAAGUACAUCAAGCAGGUGUUCGCUCCGAGCCGCUGCUACGUCGUCGUCAAGCUGGACAUGCAGUGCGUGCAGGACCUGCAGCUGAACCUCUCUGCCUCCACGGUGAAGAAGGCGAUCUUGUCAGACCCGAAGCUCAAGGUGAAGGAGCAGCACAUCAGCAGCAAGGGGACCGACAAGCUCCUCAUCCAUCCCCCCCACGACGGGCGAUCCAAGGAGUCGCUCCACUUCAUGCUCAUCAACCUCGCCAGCCAGCUCCGAAACGUCAUCGUCUGCGGGAUCCCCACCAUCCGGCGAGCUGUGAUACAGAGCACAGAGGUGAAGGGAGGAGGGAACAGCUACCAGCUCCUUGUGGAGGGAACAGGGCUGCAAGAGGUGAUGGCGACGAGCGGAGUCAAGGGCGCGUCGGCAAAGACGAAUCAUGUGAUGGAGAUGCAGACGGUGAGGGAGAGGAGGAGGGAGAAGGGGAGGAGGGAGAGGAGGGGAGAAGUUCUGGGCAUCACACGGUUCGGGUUAGCCAAGAUGAAGGAGUCAGUGAUGAUGCUUGCGUCCUUUGAGAAGACGGUGGAUCACCUCUAUGACGCUGCCAUCCACGGUCGAUCGGAUCAGAUUAGCGGAGUGAGCGAGUGCAUCAUCAUGGGGACACCCGUCCAGAUCGGGACAGGAUCCUUCAAGGUGCUGCAUCAGACGGACCCGCAGGACGCGGUCAGGCCGAGGAGGAGGUAA
Guillardia theta CCMP2712 is the source of this 3846-nucleotide messenger RNA. RefSeq lists its product as hypothetical. Gene Ontology annotation, molecular function: DNA-directed RNA polymerase activity; DNA binding. The record is from RefSeq and is a predicted model, not a curated record. NCBI's taxonomy places the organism in Eukaryota, Cryptophyceae, Pyrenomonadales, Geminigeraceae. The transcript has 11 exons. Gene Ontology annotation, biological process: DNA-templated transcription. The coding region runs from base 1 to 3846 and encodes 1281 amino acids.